GGCGAGCUCAGCAUGUCCGGCGGUGGAGCGCGGCAGCUAGGACGCCAGGCUGCUCGUCCUGGCUUUGCCCGGAUUUGCUGUGUGACUGGCACGUCAUCCCCCUUCCUGAGCCUUCUUCCCUCAUCUGUAAAAUGGGAGUGAUAAUAACCCGAUCUGUGAAGCGUGGACGUUAAGUUGGGCUUCUCUGAGCUAAGGUUCUUGAUUCCUCGGUUUGGUCCGAGGGUUGUAAACUUUAAUGCUUAGUCGGUAGGCAACAAAUAAUGGCGGCAGCUACAGGGGAUCCUGGACUCUUCAAAUUGCAGUUUGCCCCCUUUAACAGUGCCUUGGAUGUUGGAUUUUGGCAUGAGUUGACCCAGAAGAAGUUGAAUGAGUAUCGGCUAGAUGAAGCUCCCAAGGACAUUAAGGGUUAUUACUACAAUGGUGAUUCUGCCGGGCUUCCAGCUCGCUUAACAUUGGAGUUCAGUGCUUUUGACAUGAGUGCUCCCACCCCAGCCCAUUGCUGCCCGGCUGUUGGAACACUGUAUAACACCAACACACUCGAGGCUUUCAAGGCUGCAGAUAAGAAGCUACUUUUGGAACAAGCAGCAAAUGAGAUAUGGGAAUCCAUAAAAUCAGGCACUGCUCUUGAAAACCCUGUUCUCCUCAACAAAUUCCUCCUCUUGACAUUUGCAGAUCUGAAGAAGUACCACUUCUACUACUGGUUUUGCUCUCCCGCUCUCUGCCUUCCUGAGAGUAUACCCCUCAUUCAGGCACCAGUGGGCUUGGAUCAAAGGUUUUCACCAAAACAGAUUCAAUCCCUUGAGUACGCAUAUGAUGAUCUUUGUCAAGCUGAAGGCGUUCCAGCGCUACCUUACUUCUUAAUCAAGUAUAAUGAGAACACGGUGCUGGUUUCCUUGCUUAAACACUACAGUGAUUUCUUCCAAGAUCAAAGGACAAAGAUAACAGUUGGUGUAUACGAUCCCUGUAACUUAGCCCAAUACCCUGGAUGGCCUUUGAGGAAUUUUUUGGUCCUAGCAGCCCACAGAUGGAGGAGGAGUUUCCAGUCUGUUGAAGUCCUCUGCUUCCGGGACCGCACCAUGCAGGGGGUUAGAGACAUCACCCACAGCAUCAUCUUUGAAGUAAAGCUUCCAGAAAUGGCAUUUAGCCCAGAUUGUCCCAAAGCAGUUGGAUGGGAAAAGAACCAGAAAGGAGGCAUGGGACCGAGGAUGGUGAACCUCAGUGAAUGCAUGGACCCUAAAAGGUUAGCUGAGUCAUCAGUGGAUCUAAAUCUCAAAUUGAUGUGUUGGAGAUUGGUGCCUACUUUGGAUUUAGACAAAGUUGUGUCUGCCAAAUGUUUGCUGCUUGGAGCCGGCACCUUGGGUUGUAAUGUAGCUAGGACACUGAUGGGAUGGGGCGUCAGACACAUCACAUUUGUGGACAAUGCGAAGAUCUCCUACUCCAAUCCUGUGAGGCAGCCUCUCUAUGAAUUUGAAGAUUGCCUAACAGGUGGCAAGUCCAAGGCCCUGGCUGCAGCAGACCGGCUCCAGAGAAUAUUCCCCGGAGUGAAUGCCAGAGGGUUCAACAUGAGCAUCCCCAUGCCUGGACAUCCAGUGAACUUCUCCAGCGUGACCCUGGAGCAAGCCCGCAGGGAUGUGGAGCAACUGGAGCAGCUCAUCGAAAGCCAUGAUGUUGUCUUUCUGUUGAUGGACACCAGGGAGAGCCGGUGGCUUCCUGCUGUCAUUGCUGCGAGCAAGAGAAAGCUGGUCAUCAAUGCUGCCUUGGGCUUUGACACAUUUGUUGUCAUGAGACAUGGCCUGAAGAAACCUAAGCAUCAGGGUGCCGGGGACUUGUGUCCCAGCCACCCUGUGGCACCUACUGAUCUGGGCUCGUCGCUUUUUGCCAACAUCCCUGGCUACAAACUUGGCUGCUAUUUCUGCAAUGAUGUGGUGGCCCCAGGAGAUUCAACCAGAGACCGGACCUUGGACCAGCAGUGUACUGUGAGUCGUCCAGGACUGGCCAUGAUUGCAGGAGCCCUGGCUGUGGAAUUGAUGGUUUCUGUUUUGCAGCAUCCAGAAGGGGGCUACGCCAUUGCCAGCAGCAGUGACGACCGCAUGAAUGAGCCUCCAACCUCUCUCGGGCUUGUGCCUCACCAGAUCCGGGGAUUUCUGUCACGGUUUGAUAAUGUCCUUCCUGUGAGCCUGGCAUUUGACAAAUGUACAGCUUGUUCUUCCAAAGUUCUUGAUCAAUAUGAACGAGAAGGAUUUCAUUUCUUAGCGAAGGUGUUUAAUUCUUCACAUUCCUUCUUAGAAGACUUGACAGGUCUUACAUUGCUGCAUCAAGAGACCCAAGCUGCUGAGAUCUGGGACAUGAGUGACGACGAGACCGUCUGACACAGCCCACCCUUGUGUGGACAACUUCUCCUGGCUGCCUGCUGAGGAGCUCUCAGUGGCCGGAGCAGGACUGCCACCCUAAGACUGGUGACUCUGGGUGGGCCCUGCUUCCCUUCCUCUCCAUACCUUGAGAACUGGGGCCCUCCCUUUGCUGCCCAGGAGCUUCUGGUGUUCAUUUCUGAUUCAUGAUCCUACCCGUUCUGAGCUAAAUAAUAACCUUGGCUUUGCAUUGCCAUCAACCUGGGA
Messenger RNA from Miniopterus natalensis, 2615 nucleotides. The record is from RefSeq and is a predicted model, not a curated record. NCBI's taxonomy places the organism in Eukaryota, Metazoa, Chordata, Mammalia, Chiroptera, Miniopteridae.